CUUAAUACGAAAAUAUAUGCCAGCGACAUCUGCAUGUGACAUACAUUCAUGUUCAUAGUGAAAGCAAUGAUAUGGCAACUCGCUUAAUUUAAAUGUUUUGACAGUUUCAAAAUUUACGAAAAAUUAUCGUAAAACAGAAUACAAAAGAUUAAGGAAAAGCGAUGUAUGUCGUCUUUCCAAGUGCAAAAUUGAGUUGGGCGUGCAUGUGUUUAAAACCGCAACGACAAAGUGCGCAGAAUACCAAUUAAUUGUACCACAACUUGAAUAACUUAAAAAAUAACUCUUUUGCAUUGCUACAGGGAGAGAUUUUGUAAAAUUUUUAUGUAAUAAAACUUCUGGCUUGCCAAUUAACUUGUGACUGUGCUAAUAGGGUUUAGAGAUUUCUAUUCAAUAAGAACUUGUGAAAUUCAGGUCAUACGUCGUAUUCAGAAAAGUAAGCUGUCGAUAGCGUGGAAAGUAAGAAAGUGUGAAACGUGGAGGAAAUUAACCGCCAAAGCAAAAGAAACAAUAGCAGCAGUGGAGAGAAAAUCUGGGAAUAAGCAGUAGAGCAAGUAACAACUGCAGUUCGUGGACCAUUAGAAGGGAGUACAAGGUGGUGGUGGCGGUGUUGUAUUGGCGAGCAGCAUCGUUAUUUGCUCGGCAAAGAGUGAAAACACAUUGCGAACGGUUAGUGACGCGCAGCAAUCGGACGGCAGCGUUUGGGAUCAGUAUAGCCAUUCAUAGGAGGCAAAUAUUUGCCUUUUUUUGCUGUAAAGGCAGUUUGUUUACUGCCGAUAUAUAUUGCAUAUAAUUGCUUAAAAUAGCGGCAUUUAAAGCAAUUGAUUAUUGAAUUUGUACAGCAGCUGUGAUCUGUCAUUAGUUUAAUAGCUACAUUACGUGCUUAUUGAAUUACUACUGCUUUUGCAAUACAACCGCAAUGAAUAUGGAAGACUACGAAUCAUUACCCACUACCAGUGUGAGCAUUAAUAUGACAGCCGGAGCAAUUGCGGGCGUAUUGGAACAUUGUGUUAUGUAUCCAUUGGAUUCGGUUAAGACAAGAAUGCAAAGUUUAUCGCCAGUCACAUCCAACUAUGACAUCAGCACCACCUUCAAGAAUAUGAUCAAGAAAGAGGGUAUUAUGAGACCUAUACGUGGUGUCUCCGCUGUUGUUGCUGGCGCCGGACCCGCACAUGCGCUGUACUUUGGUUCCUACGAAAUGACGAAAGAGCUCCUGACUAGGUUUACCACCAACAAUCAUGUCAAUUAUAUGGCGUCCGGAGUUAUAGCGACACUCAUACACGAUGCCGUAUCGAAUCCCACAGAUGUGAUAAAACAACGCAUGCAAAUGUACAAUUCUAAGUAUAAUUCAGUUAUUGGCUGUAUGAAGGACGUAUAUCGUACUGAGGGCAUUCAAGCAUUCUACAGAUCGUACUCCACACAGCUAGUAAUGAACAUACCAUAUCAGACAAUACAUUUUGCCACAUACGAAUUUUUCCAAAAUAUGUUGAAUCAUGAACGAAGAUAUAGUCCCGUAGUUCAUAUGGUGGCCGGUGGCGCGGCUGGUGCUACCGCUGCUGCCUUCACAACGCCACUAGAUGUGGUGAAAACGCUGUUAAAUACACAGGAGAAUGGGCUGACAAAGGGCAUGGGUGAAGCAAUUCGGCAGAUCUACGCAGUGGCUGGUGUGAAAGGCUUUUUCCGUGGCAUGUUGGCACGCGUAUUGUACUCAAUGCCAGCAACCGCCAUUUGCUGGUCAACAUAUGAAUUCUUCAAAUUCUAUUUGGCUGGCUCUAAUCAUAGCACCUACAAGUCAUCGAUCACCGGCAAGAAUGCGUUGCAGCGGCGAGAUGAUGUAGUGGAACCCGCUGAAAAAACAGCCUACGUGCUGCCAGUGACAACAGCCGAUGCCGUGGAGGAGCUACCAACAAGUCCAAGUGCUACAACAGCUACAGCGCCCAGCAGCGUCAGCUCGGGCGGUGCGACAGCUGGACCAGCGCCAAGUAGUGCAACGGCGAUCAAAAGCGUAUGUGAACUGCCUAGUAAUGUGACUACAUCUGCAUUAAAUCUACACACCAGGCAUACGGAUGUGAAAAGUACGCGACCAUUUGAACGAGGAUACUCGAGUCCGUAAUUCAAAGAGUGAUACUCAGAAAUAGAACGAGCGUUGGAGAGAGGGGAGCAACAUGAAAUAAAAAAAAAUAUUGUAAUAUACAAAACCCUAUAAAAAUUUACAGUAAUCAAGCGACGAUUCAAUGCCAGCGUAAAGCGCACGUUAAUACAACAGACAACUUUAUUGCGGUAUUUGGCAACGCUGGUGUGUGCGUGUAUAUUUAUUUAUUUUUUGGCGUGUCUUAAUUGUGAGGUCUGGUGCGUGCAGUUGGGCGGGGUGGUGUGUUUAACAGUGUCGACGUGGACCGUCACACUGCGAGUCACCCCAAAUUACUUCCUACCACGAAGACGAUAUUACGAAAAGAGUGCUCAAGAAGGUUAUCUAAAUGGCGAAAGUUCUGUUUGGUGGUGAUGAAUGUGAUAAAUGUUAUUUUUUGUUUGUUUGGUAUUUAAAUACCCAUCACCUGCCUGUAGCACAUACUGCAAAGAAGCUCAAUGAAGAAAAAACAAGACAAACUAAAUUUAAAGCUAUUAAAUGCAUAAAAUAAUUAUAAUACUAAAAAGAGUAGCAUCGAACCAGUGCUGAAACCCUUUGGCUUUAAUUGUGGUGGCAGCAGGAUGGAACAUUUCGUCAACUCUCGGAAAAACCGAACCUUUUACGGCAUUAUGUAAAUAUGCAUGUCUUUAUCUACAUCCCUGCUCAGCAACCAUACCUUGCGGCACGAUGCGCCUUUCCCCUCUCCCCCGUCCGCAAAUUGUUUGCGGUGUAAAAAUUCAUGUUUGUAAAAAUAAAAAAAAAAGUAUCAAUUUCGGAAAAUGAAAUCAAUUCGAAAAAUCACUACGUGUUUACUGUACACAAUAAAAUCUUUGCAAAAGAGGAUCAACUUGUAAUCUAAUUACAAUACACUAAAUAAACCUAGUUUAUACAUAUAUAUAAAAAGAAAAGUAAAUAUAAAAAUAAAACCACAAGAACAAAAAAUGGAGCCAUGCGUAGUUGUAGGCACAAUACUCGUUAGCAGCAUUUUGAAUUUCCAAGAAAUUCACAACCCAACUAUACGAGUGCAUAAAAAUACAAGUCACGGUAUCGAACUGCGUUUAAGUUCAAGUGCAGCGCGAUCUAGCAGCAAGUUGAAAUUAUUAUUUUGCCAUUACCACGCUACAACAUGGAAUCGACAACAAUUUCUAACAACAUACAGACAUACAUACAUACAAUUACACACAUAGUCACACACGUUGCAAGAGAAUUUCUACUGUGAUUACAUAUAUAUUACACCAUGCACGCCUUAUAUGUUCGGAGUUAAGAAGAUGAUGUUCAGUUUGCUACUUGAAAGACAGGUCUUUUCAAUACCUUUUUGUUUUCAUUCAAGCUAUUUAGAUUGUGGUUUUAGCGUGGUGACUGCAAGAUAUGAAAAUUGUUAAUAUUAUUUUAAAUUAUAUUAAAUGUAAAACUCUUAAUAUAUGCUAACUUAAAAAUUUUAUUGUUAUUAAAUUACACAACCUUGUAAUUUACAAACAGAAAAGCUGAAAAAUUGUCUUUUCGCCAAAAUGUA
Messenger RNA from Bactrocera oleae (olive fruit fly), 3638 nucleotides. It is a transcript of the gene mfrn, whose product is annotated as mitochondrial iron transporter mitoferrin. Gene Ontology annotation, biological process: iron import into the mitochondrion. Gene Ontology annotation, molecular function: ferrous iron transmembrane transporter activity. Gene Ontology annotation, cellular component: mitochondrial membrane. Lineage: Eukaryota; Metazoa; Arthropoda; Insecta; Diptera; Tephritidae. The record is from RefSeq and is a predicted model, not a curated record.